UCUUUCUGUUAAAAUAGUUAACAUAGUUUGUUCAUAGGAGAUCUUCUUAUUGCUAGACUUUUCUCCUUAAUACUGUAGGGUCUUUAGCUUGCAGUAUAAAUAGACUUGAUUUGACACUGCAUAAAAAAAAACUCAAUUUGAAUUAAUGUUAAAAGUGAGUCAAGAGCUGAGUCAGUGUAGAGCUGGCAGCCGUUACAAAGAUGAGUUAUUGUAGUGAUUACGUCUCAGUUGUUGUGGAUAGGGGUUUGGCAGUGCCUUAACCUACCAAGGUGUGCAUGACAACUUAUUUCAGGCAGUUACACCCCCACAGGAAACUCCUUUUAUGUCUUUGUGUUACAAUGGAAAAAACAUACAGGUCUACACUGAUGUGAGCAAUGAAAAGAAACCCCUUGGGCACAGAUCCUCUUCCCUCAUGAGUCAGAUGCAGUCUAGCUUUGCUCAUAGACGUGACACCACAGAGUGAGAAUGAGCCAGCUGAGCUGAAGCAACCAGCACUGAUAAGGAGACCAGAGAAGGGACUCCUCUUAUUCACUAUUUUGCAUCAACCUUGGUAACCAGACUGUCACGAGGAGCUAAAAUGGGAUUUUGAAAAAGGGCAUCAACACACAGCAGGUGAAACAGGGCAAUGACCUUCAGCCGCAACUUCCUGUCUAUACACAGGUCACAUCAACUUUUAAAGUCAAUCUGGGAGAUAAGCUGCCUCUGCCAUCCUGGUCGAGCUCACCUGACCUCCAAAAGAUGGUUACGCAGGUUCUUACUGCUGAAGCUGGUGACAGUGCUGCUGUUCCCCCAUGGAGUGAGCUUUCCCCUGUUGCUAGGCUGUGUAUUCAGCCUGCGUGCUCUGUUGCUGCUACGCUCCCCUUACAUCUCCACCAAACCCUCCACUGUCCUCCUGAGCCAGCUGGCUCUCACAGAUAGCCUCGUACUGCUGCACUGGGCGCUUCGACUGGGAGCAACAGUGGGCCGGUGGAUGGAGGGGGCGGGCUACGAGGUGGAGGUGAGUUUCAUGAAGAAGGGGAAGUCAGAUUGGUGGAAAGAAGCCACAAAUGUGCUCUGCCAUCAGCUGCUUGAUGCACAUCAGCUGGCCUCUCUGCUACUGCUGGGUCUGCUGGGACUCGAGGCCACACUGGUGUCACGCUGGCCUGUGCAGACGCGGAGAUUCAGGACUUCUCGCUGGGCACAGCUCAGCUGCUGUCUGCUCUGGAUACUUGUACUGCUGGAACUCAUGUCUUUGCUACACUCAAAAUCUUUGCAGGACUUCAGACUUCACAUGCAUCCCUCAGCAUUUCAAGGUGCUCAGAUUUCCUCUCUUGGUAUGGUGCCUCCCCCCUCCCUGCCUACUUUCUCGCUCUACCUGAGGAAGGCAUUGUGGCUGGUGAAUUCAUGGCUGCAUUAUGCCAUCUUCUACGGUCAACCACUGAGGAAAAAGAGUUCAUAUCAUUAGAUUUCUGUAAGAGAAUGGGAAAUGGUUGUGUUUAAAAAAAAAUCUCAUAUAUAAAAUUUUAUUUUACAAGUGGGAUUAUAUGGGCAUUAAAGUGAGACUAUUUAACUUUAUUUAAAAAGACUCAUCAC
This is a messenger RNA of Archocentrus centrarchus (flier cichlid), 1572 nucleotides long. RefSeq lists its product as uncharacterized. The record is from RefSeq and is a predicted model, not a curated record. NCBI's taxonomy places the organism in Eukaryota, Metazoa, Chordata, Actinopteri, Cichliformes, Cichlidae. The transcript has 2 exons. Bases 626 to 1444 code for a protein of 272 amino acids.